This is a messenger RNA of Cucurbita moschata (crookneck pumpkin), 977 nucleotides long. Its product is annotated as light-harvesting complex-like protein 3 isotype 1, chloroplastic. Lineage: Eukaryota; Viridiplantae; Streptophyta; Magnoliopsida; Cucurbitales; Cucurbitaceae. Bases 84 to 845 code for a protein of 253 amino acids. The transcript is spliced from 3 exons. The record is from RefSeq and is a predicted model, not a curated record.
AAGUGCAAAGCUUCCCUAUCCAUCACAAUUACAAGGCUGAGGAUAGAGGAGGAGCUCUCUCUUCUUCCUUCCACACCAAAACAAUGUCUUCCAUGGCUUUGUUUUCUCCUCCCUCUCGCCUUUCCUCACUCUCUCCUUCUUCACAUCACCGAACCCACUUCCCCUCCAGACCCUUUUCCUCUCUCAGGUCCAGAAACCCUUCUUCUUGGGUCGCUGCUGACAAUGGCGCCGGAAUUUCAGGUGGUUCCGUCGCUGUAGAAUCCGCCGUCGUACAGAAGGAUCCGGAGCCGGUGGUGGAAAAGCAAGAGAUCCUUGCUGAAACCAAUGGGUCGGUGGCGGCUGUGGAAGAAGUGGUGGUGGUUAGCAAAUUUGAAGACCCUAAAUGGGUUAAUGGGACUUGGGAUUUGAAUCAGUUCCGGAAAGACGGAAGUACUGAUUGGGAUGCUGUUAUUGAUGCCGAGGCUAGGAGGAGGAAAUGGCUGGAAAACAAUCCAGAAUCAUCAAGUAAUGAGGACCCUGUGCUGUUUGACACAUCCAUAGUUCCUUGGUGGGCUUGGAUUAAGCGCUACCAUCUGCCAGAGGCUGAGAUUCUCAAUGGGCGUGCAGCCAUGGUGGGGUUUUUCAUGGCUUACUUCGUCGAUAGCUUGACGGGGGUAGGACUAGUAGGUCAAAUGGGCAACUUCUUCUGCAAAACUUUGUUAUUUAUUGCAGUGGUGGGAGUUCUUUUGAUCAGAAAGAACGAAGAUAUAGAGACUCUAAAGAAGUUGAUUGAUGAGACGACAUUUUAUGAUAAACAAUGGCAAGCAACUUGGCAGGAUGAAACCAAAGGCUCAGGCAAAGUGUAAUGUGUUCUUGUUUUGCUUUAAUUAUGUUUGUAUCUCUUAAGAUUUGGGCUUAGUAGAGACGGAUAAUGUGAGCUCUGAAAGAUAUUGAAUGUUUAGGCCUCAGUUUGUUCAUGUUUCUUGUUUCAGUGAAAA